This is a messenger RNA of Humulus lupulus (European hop), 631 nucleotides long. Its product is annotated as leucine-rich repeat extensin-like protein 2. Lineage: Eukaryota; Viridiplantae; Streptophyta; Magnoliopsida; Rosales; Cannabaceae. The transcript is spliced from 2 exons. The record is from RefSeq and is a predicted model, not a curated record. The coding region runs from base 64 to 480 and encodes 138 amino acids.
CAGAUGCAAUUGGCUUGAGCUUUUAUUCAUCAAUAACUUACAUUACUAUUCCUUGUAAACAUCAUGAAUACUCUCGCAUCGACCCUCUUAGCUCUUCUUGUAUUUAUUGAGUUUUUUCCUGCUCAUGCAAGAAUCUUAUUACCAGAUGAUGAUAAUAAUAUUGGUAGAAGUGAUCAAAUUAAGAAGACGUUUGACAUGAUAAUCCGAACAUACGACGGGAGGAGAGCACUGAGUCCACCACCUUCUCCGUUUCCAUCUCCCCGGAGGGAACAAGUAACAGCUCCACACACUACUGCGCCUUCAGACCACUACUACUACAAAUCUCCACCGCCUCCGUUAAAUAUGGAUGAAGGAGCCAGAAAGCGGUCGCCGCCGCCGCCUCCCCAAAGAGCACCACCUGUUGUUCCUGCUGUUAGCUUUUUACAAUAUAAUAGUAUUAUGCUAGUUUGUAGUUUUUUUAUAAAAUUAAUAAACGGUUAAAGAAAAUGUAUUUAAUUAGUUGUUAUUACUGUUGAUAAUGUAAGAUUAGUUUGACAGUUUUGCAACUUAGUAGACUUCUGAGAUGCUAUUAUUCAAGAAAACUUUCUUGAAUGGAUUUGCUUAGUGAGAUUCUUUCAGUUUUAAUAUAUUA